CUCCUCGUCUCGUGUCUUGCUCACUGCGCCAUCACAAUAAAUUCACUCACUAAAAAGAACGUCGACGAGAUGAGUCAAUUUAACGACUACUAUGCAAACACUGGUGCUGGAGGUGGUGGAUUCAUGACUGGUGGAUCGCCAUAUGGAAGCGCAAGCGGUAGCCCGGGAGGAGCUAGUCGAAAAAGCGAGAUAGCCCACUCCUUACGACCACUGACUGUACUCCAGCUCCUAAAUGCAACCCAAGCACAUUCGGACGCGGAGUGGAUGCUGGAUGAUACAGAACUCGGCCAGGUCACCGUCGUCGGCCACGUCGUUUCAAUACAAAGUCAAGCCACCAAUAACUUAUACUGGCUCGACGAUGGCACGGGUCGCAUCGAAGCCCGACAUUGGAUUGACUCCUCAAUAGAAGAGAGUGAACCGGGAUCAAGUGCCAUCACUGAGGGAUCGUACAUACGCGUAUCCGGCACGUUGAAAAUGUUUGGCAGCAAACGAUACGUAAAUGCGACUCACAUACGGCCAGUCAAGUCGCCUCAUGAAAUAUACUUCCACCUUUUGGAAGCGAUGACGGUCACACUAAUAUGGGCGAAAGGAGCGCCCCCUCGUGCUGGACAAAAUCCAUCAACAACAAUUCCACAGGCCCAGGUUGCCGGACCCCCGGCAGUCGGAGGUUCUGCAUACACAGCUCAGUCGCAUCCUCCGGCUACGACCAACAACCAGUACUCCCAUUUGCCGACGUUGGAAUAUACGAUCAUAACUUUCAUGCUGAGCCAACCUUCUAAAGAGGAAGGCGUGCACGUCCGUUCUAUUGCGCGUGCUGUCGGAGGUAAUGCUGCCGCAAUUAGUGAUGCCUUAGAUAAACUCAUGGAUGACGGUCUCGUCUUUACUACUAUUGACGAUUCGCACUUCAAGGUUGCUGAUUGAUGAACUCUCUAUGGACAUAUAUUUUUGAUGAUGAAAGUUACUUGCGAGUACUUAGGUAGUAUUGAAACUGCCGAGAUUCUUGUUGAAUCCUGAUUGAUUUAGUCGUCGGCUCGUUUCUGCGAGAUUUCUAAGUAUCUGUAUCAGUAGUUAUCUCAAAACGGAAUAUUGUAAACAUUGUUACACAGGGU
Suillus plorans is the source of this 1109-nucleotide messenger RNA. Its product is annotated as replication protein A subunit RPA32. Bases 70 to 921 code for a protein of 283 amino acids. Gene Ontology annotation, biological process: double-strand break repair via homologous recombination; nucleotide-excision repair; DNA replication. Gene Ontology annotation, cellular component: site of double-strand break; DNA replication factor A complex; nucleus. The transcript is spliced from 7 exons. Gene Ontology annotation, molecular function: DNA binding. The record is from RefSeq and is a predicted model, not a curated record. Lineage: Eukaryota; Fungi; Basidiomycota; Agaricomycetes; Boletales; Suillaceae.